AUGGACAUAGCUGAGAAAAAAUUCCAAAGUAAGAUCUAACCAGCUCUAAAAAAUCGCCUGGACGCCCUUCAUUACUGCCAUCCUCUCGCUCCUCAAUCAGUUGCACUUGUUGAAGCCUUACUAAAUGAUUUGGUAAAAUUAAAAGACGAUUGCCAAUCUCUAAAGCAAGAAAAUGAGCAGCUCUCCAAGCGUUCAAAAGAAACAGAAUUCUCUAAAUCCCCCCUUCAGCGAGAAGUUGUCCGUUUAAAUAAAGAGAAAAACGACCUUCACAUCGAGCUCAUGAAAACCAAAGAACAAUUCAACGCAAAAGAAGAAGCUUGGCGGGCAAACACCAGGAAACUUGAAGGUGAAAUCUCAGAUAUGCGGUAUUUAAUAGAGCACACUCGCGACACCAUUGCAAAUCUUGAAAACGACAAAGAGCAGCUCAAAAACAAAGUGGAUUUGCUUUUAUCGAAAACUUAUUUGUCAAGCUUUGAAAAAGGCAUAAAAAAUGCCAAUUUGCCACCAAGCGAAAGAAAUGUAAUGAGAAGAGUCCAAGGGUUUGAAAUUGAAAGAGAAUUAGGAAGCGGAGAAAUUGUGAGCCAAUUUCAAAGGGUUAAUGAAGACUGGGCUGAAGAAUUGAGAAAAGCUGACGAUCGAGCUAAGAAAUAUCAAGAAGAACUUGAAGAACUGUAUAAUAAUAAAAAUAGGCUGGAAGAUGAACUGCAGAGAUAUAAAGUUCUGACUGCACAUAGAGAAGAAGAAAUCGAAAGAUUGUCAAAUACUUUAGGGGUGGGAGAUUAUGUGCAGAAACCUUUGGAAUCUGAAAGAAAAAUGCAGAAUGAGACUGUAAAAGUGCUGAAUGAUAGAAUUGAUUAUUUAAACGGAGAAAAUGUCAGGCUUGAAGCAGAGGUGGAGAAUAUGAAAACAAGCAUGAGCAGGGUAAAUCAGAUAAUUGAGGAAAAAAAUAUUCUUGCAAUAAGUAUUGAAGAAGUGAGAAAGGAAAAUACUGAACUUUAUCGUAAGAUAAAUGAGAUCAUGAAUCCUCCGAAAAGACAAAUAAAAUCUAGGGUAAGAGAGUCAAAAGUGGGUUAA
This is a messenger RNA of Blepharisma stoltei, 1074 nucleotides long. Lineage: Eukaryota; Ciliophora; Heterotrichea; Heterotrichida; Blepharismidae. The record is from the annotation of a GenBank genome assembly.